Daucus carota subsp. sativus is the source of this 1392-nucleotide messenger RNA. RefSeq names its product probable E3 ubiquitin-protein ligase RHC1A. The transcript has 3 exons. The coding region runs from base 171 to 1103 and encodes 310 amino acids. The record is from RefSeq and is a predicted model, not a curated record. Gene Ontology annotation, biological process: protein ubiquitination. Gene Ontology annotation, cellular component: cytoplasm. NCBI's taxonomy places the organism in Eukaryota, Viridiplantae, Streptophyta, Magnoliopsida, Apiales, Apiaceae. Gene Ontology annotation, molecular function: ubiquitin protein ligase activity.
ACUACAUUAAAAAAAAAUAAAAAAAUCUAGAAGCCUCGCCCAGUAGACUAUAGACACACACUACCCACCAGUACUUUCAUUUCUGAUCCGAUUAAUUCCACAACCACUUUGUCCGAUCAGUCGCACCAGCUCCUAUAUAGGUGUUGUUGCUAAUUGGGGGUGUAGUUAGGAUGUCAAGUGGUGGGAAUACACAUUGGUGUUACCAAUGUGGGAGGGCGAUUAGGCCUCGGAGACGUAGCUUGGUUUGCCCUUAUUGCGAUGGGGGGUUUGUGCAAGAAUUGAGUGAAGUGGUGGGUGAUAGGCAGGAGGACUAUGGAGUUGAUAGAAAUGAUGGUUUUGAGUUUGGGUCCACGGAGCUCAUCCGUGACCCGAUGUUUGGGGUUAACAAUGAAUUGGCUACUUUUAUUAGGCAGAUGUUGAUGGGUGGAAACUCGGGAUUUGGUGGUCGGACGAGAUCAAAUAUGUUUCCCGAGUUUAUAUUACAUGGUCGUGGUCCGCGGAGGAUGUCGAGUGAUGAUGGAUUUGAAUUCUUUUUUAAUGGCUCUCCGCUUGGGAGGGGGCAUCAGCAUGCUAAUUUGAAUGAGUUUCUCAUGGGACCUGGCUUACAGGAAUUUAUUGAACAGCUCACUAGUAACGGUAGACGGGGUCCACCUCCAGCACCCAGGUCUGCAAUAGAUGCUAUGCCCACUGUUAAAAUCAGCCGCAGGCACUUAAGAUCUGACUCGCAAUGUCCAGUUUGUCAAGAAAAGUUUGAGCUGGGAUCUGAAGCAAGGGAAAUGCCGUGUAAUCAUAUAUAUCAUUCUGAUUGUAUAGUUCCUUGGUUGGUUGAGCACAAUUCAUGCCCAGUCUGUCGUGUGGAGCUUCCUCCUGUUUCAGGUAGUGCUCAUGGUAAUACAAGGUCAAGUCAUCAUAGCGAGACCGGCAACAACAGGGGCAACAGUUCUGAGAGGGAUAAUAGUAGACAGAGUCAAGGAAGGAGUCUGCUAUCAUCGCUAUGGCCUUUCCGCUCAUCAAACCAAGGGUCAGAAGCAGAGGGAAGUCGCUCUAGAGCUCCCUACGACGAGAACAGUGGAUCAAACUAUGCUGCUUGGCCUUUCAAUUAGUGAGGGCAAGAAGAGAGCUUUAAAUUGGCGAAGCAGGCCUUAAUUCAUUUCUUUCUCAAGCAUGGAGCGAGGUUCCUCAAGGUGGUAGUGCACUCAGAUAUUUCUCAUGUGUUAUGUAAUAAACUCUAAAUGUCUGCUUUGCUUGUUACAUUCUUGUUUUUGUGCCUUGUUAUGUACCGUUUUCAUAUUAAAUGUAAUGGUAUUAUAGAUUGUAAGAUGACUGUGCUUAAACAAUUUAACUCGAAGGUGUUUAUAUUAUGUAAAAGUUAGAAAAUAGUAAUUAUUUUCA